Molecule: messenger RNA, 687 nt
Organism: Macadamia integrifolia
Lineage: Eukaryota; Viridiplantae; Streptophyta; Magnoliopsida; Proteales; Proteaceae
Product: RING-H2 finger protein ATL39-like
Exons: 2
Coding region: 1-606 (201 amino acids)
Source: RefSeq, a predicted model, not a curated record
AUGGGUAUCGGAAUGGAAAGGGUAGUUAUAUCAAUCUUUGCUAUAGUUGCUGUCUUGGUGUUUCUCAUCGUAUUCUUCAGGCAAGUCUUGCAUCUUGUUAUAGGCCACUAUGCCAUGGCUGCCAUUAAUGCUUCUAGAACAGAUCAACCAACUGGUAAUCAGAGACUCGAAGCCAGGCAAGUCCAAUCGCAAGAUCCCUUCCAUCGAGGGCUUGAUCCAUCAGUCAUCACGAACCUGCCGGUGUAUGUUUACAAACAAACUGAUCAGAUUGAUGAGAAUGGCACAAGAGAAUGUGUGGUUUGCUUGAGGUGUUUCGAGGAUGAGGAGAUUGCUAUGGUUCUACCAAAUUGUAAGCACUUGUUCCAUGCGCAGUGCAUCAAUAUGUGGUUAAAGUCACACUCCACAUGCCCAAUUUGCAGUAGUACCUGCCUGAGGGUUGGUCACUUGAUCAACUCCUCUCAAAUGCACACAAGAAAGAAAAUGGAUGCACAUGCUAAGCAAUCAAACUACUGCACUCCUAACAGCGUCAAGGCAUGCAACAAUGGUCGAGCUGAUCGUAGGGAAAAAAACUUGCUAAGCAAGAGACCUGUUUUCAAUUCGUCAUAGGAAGCAACGAAGGAAGGAGGCGAUUUGAAACCAAAAAGAAAAAAGAAUCUGGUGUCUUGACUCUUGAAUUGUUUAUCAAAA